Molecule: messenger RNA, 1760 nt
Organism: Mytilus trossulus (common blue mussel)
Lineage: Eukaryota; Metazoa; Mollusca; Bivalvia; Mytilida; Mytilidae
Product: protein CEPU-1-like
Exons: 9
Coding region: 482-1693 (403 amino acids)
Cellular component (GO): neuron projection
Source: RefSeq, a predicted model, not a curated record
UGAACACAUUGAGACGUUUGAUGCGCAAUUGGAUCAGCACAGAAGAACGACAGGUAGAUCGUUAUCAAAGAUUUGUCUGAUAAAAUCACAUUGAGAAAAACUAUCAAAGAAUUGCGCAAUGCAUGAUGGAUUAUUACUGAAGUUUUAAACGCUUUUUAUCUUAAGAGCUUUUAUCUUUAAGAAAACUGAAAGGAAAAGAAAUCAAUUAGCGGUCAACGAUUUUUAGUAGCAGUUGGACUUAUAAGAUUUUAUCAUUGUCAGUUGUACCUAAUUUGAUACACUCUUGGGAAGUUAAAGUCCUCUUUGGAAGUUAUAAUCUUGCUCUAGGGCACGAAGAAUGAAGAAACACGUGCAUUCGACGCAUAUUAGAUUUAAGAAAUACAUAUCAUUCAAGAUUUUGUGAAUAGAAAACAGAGGCAGUGAUAUUAUAAGAUUUUACUAUCAUGAAUUGGAUUUCUAUAUGAAAUAAGCCUAUUUAAAUAUGACACAACAGUAUUCCAUGUUGGAUAUUUAUGUACUAUGUACAGUAUUGGUAGUUAUGGUUGGAUAUAACUGUAACGGAUAUACAUAUCCAAGAUUUGACACUCGACCACUAAACGUUACAGCUGUAGCCGGACAAAUGAAAAUUUUGCCUUGUGCAGUUGAAAACCAGCAGAAUUAUACGGUCGCCUGGAUGAAUCCGAAGAAAAUUUUAAUAUCUCAAGGGGAUAGAAGAUUAAUGGACGAUAUACGGAUGGAUAUAGAUCGAUCCACCAUUCCUGACUGGAAUCUCCUAAUUCGCCAAGUACGAUAUAGCGACCAUGGAAUGUAUACAUGUACCCUCAACACUAAACCAGUUCUGGUAAAACGUAUUUAUUUAACAGUGUUAGUACCCCCAGACAUCAACGAGUACUGGUCGAGCUCUAAUCAAGUUGUACGAGAAGGCUCAACAAUUCAACUAACUUGUAACGCGACUGGAAAACCUCAGCCAGAAAUUUUGUGGUUUAGAAAAACUGUGUAUAGUAAAAUAGAGAAAAAAGAAGCCUUAGGUAACCCUGGAGAAAUAUUAGUGAUACACAAUAUAUCAAGAAACUGUGACGGAACAUAUGAAUGUGUAGCAUCUAACGGAAUCGGGAACGAUGUCUCCAAAGAAAUAUAUGUUGAUGUGCAGUUUCCACCUGAAGUGCAUCUUUUAAAUAAGAAGAUAAGUCAACGUGUGGGGAAAGAAACAAUUUUAUCAUGUAUCAUUUCUGCGUCACCGCAAGCAGUUGGAAUAUGGUACAAAGGAAAGGCACCUGUCGAACAACGCUGGGAUAUACGGACAAAUGUUUAUGAAGACGAACCACAUACUCUUACACUUAAUUUAAGAAUAAUGAGCCUUGAAGAAAAAGACUUUGGUCAUUAUACUUGUGAAGCAUCAAAUGAAUUAGGUGGAGAUAGUGAAACCAUGUUUUUAUAUGAAGAAAAAGCCCGAACAACGACACCUUUUGCUCAUUUUACAGAAGAGAUCGUAUCCGUAGCUGCAGUACCAGACCAAUCUAUACAUAAUGGUAGAAAUAAAUACCCAUACAAAAAAGACAACAAAGAAUACCUGCAAGACAUUCCGAAAGACCCCGUGUAUCAGUAUGCUGGUGGGAACGGAUCCUCUAGAAACCAUUUACAAUUUCUCUGUUUACUGUUGUGUCUAUCAUUGGUAUUAACUGCUGGAUUAUAAAAUUAAAUGUCGCUUAAUGACGAAUCAAUCAUACAAUCAAAAUGUUUACUUCAUGGAUAGAAAUGUG